Molecule: messenger RNA, 3232 nt
Organism: Ostrea edulis (European flat oyster)
Lineage: Eukaryota; Metazoa; Mollusca; Bivalvia; Ostreida; Ostreidae
Product: putative ankyrin repeat protein RF_0381
Exons: 2
Coding region: 316-1254 (312 amino acids)
Biological process (GO): innate immune response; intracellular signal transduction
Cellular component (GO): cytoplasm
Molecular function (GO): protein binding
Source: RefSeq, a predicted model, not a curated record
GAAAAUACGGAAGUGUCAAUACUUCAACCACCGCCAAUAUAUUGAUAUGUAAACAAGAUUUAGACGCAGAAAUAAUUAUAAGGACCUCAAAGCUACAUUUUUAUUAAAGUAACCUCUCAGAGGUAGUUUUAAGGAUCCCAAGAAAUUUGAGAUGCCUUGUUCUUGAAAAAGAGUGACGUGACGUGCAUCUAGAGAUCGGGGACAGAUGAUCGGCAUCCGUUUGCGUCUUUCCUCAUCCGUCGCUAACCACAGGGGAGCGAUAGUGAGAGCGGUUGUCAACAUGCAUAGAAGGCCGUUAGUGUACAGGCAAACAGUAUGCCUGUAAAGAUGCAGAGGACGGGUGACAGAGGGAUGGACAAUCUGUUGUGCACCUCCUUUCAGGCCAUCAAUGAGUACAACCAAUCUCACUUAGUGUUCGAUUUAUACAUGGCUGUUGUAUCUGGGGAAACUCAACUAGUCAGAAAUAUUUUACUUUCACAUCCAGAUGUGGAUUUCAACAUUCUAGUUCAAGGAACAACUGUUUUAUCUCUGUCACUCUACAAACGUCACUUUGACAUAUUUGGAUUACUGAUGAGACAUUGUGAAAAGAGCAGAAAAUUGAAUUUAAACAUUUGCAGCAAAGAUCACCUUAACAGGGUUGAACCUCCUGUAAUCACAGCGUGUAGAAUGCACUUUCUGGAGGGAGUGGUAGCUCUUGUAAAUGCUGGAGCAGAUAUUGAUGCAGUGGACAAUAAUGGCCAUACAGCCUUAUGGGUUGCAUCACGUCAACAAAUGCCAGAUUUAGUGGAAUAUCUCAUCUCAAAUGGUGCUAGUGUAAACAAAACAGAUCGUUUUAACUACACUCCUCUUCUCACUGCCUUGACCUACAGAGUUAGUUCAAUCAUCACAAAGACUCUGAUUUUGCAUGGAAGCAACUUGGAAGGUCCGAAAGUGUCUCUCAUGGCUCAACAAACACCACUUUUCUGGGCAGCAAAGAGCAAGAAUAGUGAAAUUGUACGCCUGAUUUUGUCUGCUGGACUGCCUGCUUCAGAAAUCAAGAGUGUUCACCGAGCAUUGUUGAUGGAUGGGGAGCUGGACUCUCAGAUUCUCAGCCUGUUGAAUUCAGAAUAUCAGAAACCACCACUGCUGAGACAAAUUUGUCGUAGAGUUGUAAGAAAUCGUGUCAGCAAGUGUUGCAGAGGAAAAGACUUUAUAAAGCAUAUAAAUGUACUACCACUGCCAGUUGUAAUGAAACAUUAUCUAAGCCUAAGAUGAGUAUAAAUGCUAACAGUCUAUUUAGAAUGUUUUAUAGUAUACAUUUUAAAAAGAUAUUAAAUUUGUAUUGAUGAAUAUGCAUGCAUUAAUCUUGCCUUUUGUUUUACAUAUAGAAUGUAGAUUUUAUCGGGGGAUAUGUUAAAAAUUAUGAUAAGAUAUCACAGAAAGAAUGAAAUUUUAAAGAAAGUUGUCUGUAAAUUGAAUCUGUGUUAUUUUAUUUAAUUUUUUUUCUGUCUAAAGAUUUGUCAUGUACAUGUAAAAUUUAAGCAGUGAAAGGACAUCAUAUUUUACUAUGGAGUCAAGCAGAAGAAAUGAUUCAUAUUUAUGUUAAAGAUUUCUUUUAUAUAUGACUGGGAAAGAUUGCUUUUUUGUAAAUUGUAUCUAUAGCUUCAUUGCUCUAAAAUAUUUGACUUUUUAUAGAGGCCUUCUGAAUAGGUCACUUAAAUUUAUGUAUUUUGAAAGUAUAGUCAGUCAUUGCAACUUUUAUUGUUUCAUAAAUUUGUACCUUAAGCAUGAAACUUUAUGGAUUAAUUGACAGUAAAUUCAGGGGUCAAUCUAAUUAAAUUCAGACUUGUAGAUCCGCUCCUCUAUAAUAGUAUCUUAGAGGAGCACAUCUACGAGUAUAAUUUUAAUUAGAUUGAUUCAGGGGUAUUAUGAAGGUUUUAUGAUUCAUUAAUACUUGAUUAUCAUAUAUGCUCUCAAGGAGGCAAUACUUGGGAUGGAGUGGAGGGGGGGGUGUUCAUUACACAUCUGGCAUAUUAAACCAUUUAUACUGAGUGUAUCAUUGGACAGAGUAAAACUUUGCCAAGCAGGUCCAAUGAUUUAAUGUCUUUGGCACAGAUUGUCAGAAUGUGUACAAUAGUAUAUAUACGACCACAAAUUGUAAAUUUGCAAGUCUAAAUGAUAAACUUUAUAUUGUUGAUCUACUUCAUAGUGUUAAUGUAAGAGGUGUUUUCUGAAAACUGCAAAGCAGUAUAAAUUGAUGUUUUCUAUAUUUACCAUGUAUACUGGUAUGUUGUGGAUGUCAUUUGUGUGAGCACACAAUUAUUUUACAGUACUAUUUAUGAUGAUUCUCAAUCCUAGUCAUUGAAUAAAAUACUGAAGAUAUUAAUCAUGUUAGCAUAUUGAAAAAGCACUAAUAAUAAUGGUCACAGUAGCAUUUGUUUCACAACACAACAAUUUUAAAAGUACGUAGGUGAUAUUUAAUUUGUCUAGCAUGUGUAUUUUUAAUUUAUAAGAUGUAGUUUGUACAUUGCAUUCAUGCUAAAAGGCUAGUAAUUAUAGUGCAGGUAUGAGCAUAAUGUGUAUCUUGCUACACUUUAGAUAGAACCUGAUACUCUGCUAUGUGCAUGUCCUUAUCUUUUAGACUUGGGUGAUUUAAUUGCUGACAGGGUCUUACUAAUUUAUAAAAAUAUGUUCAGAUUUGUGUUAUUUGUGAUGUUACCGAGACCAUGAAAUGGCAUCUGAAAGUAUUACCAUACUGAAUAUGACAGAAUGGUUAAGUGUGUCAAUAUAUAUACAUGUGUUCCGAAAUAUCAGCUUGUUUUAUUUUUUCACUUUGACACUAUAAAUACUUUUAACACUGAAAGUCAAUGAAGUUCAAUACUAUUUCGAUGUACUUAAUCUUUAAAUACUGAUAAAGUUACUAUUUUUUGUGUUUCCUCAGUUGAGGUGGUUGCAUAGCCACUGAUGGUCAUCCUAGACAAUAUAUAUUUGUACGGACUUAUGUGUACAAAAAUACCUUUUGCAUCUUGCCAUACAUAAAAAUUCAACAAAGAGAAACAACUACAUGUAUUGGGCAAAUGGGAAAUUGUAUCCAUGUCCCAUAAAAUAAUUGAAGUUGGUGCCUCAUCAAAUAUAAUUACCAAAUUAUUAGAGAUUACACAUUUUUUCCAAUUUUUGUUUUGCAAUUCCAUGUUUUCAUUUGUUGUUUUAUUUUUGUUGUAUCAUAUCACACAGUAAAGGCUUUAAAGCAAAA